CAAUCAGCUGCUGUCCCAGUCAGAGGAAAAUCAUUUUCGCAGGGAGAUAUCUGAAUGGAGAGCGCGCAGAUGAUGGAGCAGGUGCGGGGGAGCGGCGGAGAGGGAAGGGAAGACUUUUGAAAACGCGAUACUCAGAUUGAUCAUCGCUGGAAUUAUGGAUUCAACAUGUAACUUGCUGUUUGCACAAUUUAGAAAGUUUACAAACCGGAAGGAGAUGACUACCAGCGCGUGCCUUCUGCUGCUCGUUCUGUAUCUUGCAGGCAGCAGAGCAGAGAACGCAGAGGAGCGGCUGGUGAACCACCUGCUGGGGCCGGAGCGCUACAACAAACUGAUCCGACCUGCUUUGAACAAGAGCCAACAGGUCACCAUCUCCAUACAGGUGUCUCUGUCCCAGCUCAUCAGUGUGAAUGAACGAGAGCAGAUAAUGACGACCAAUGUGUGGCUCUCCCAGGAGUGGAACGACUAUAGGCUCAGGUGGGACCCAGAAAAGUAUGGCGGCAUUAAGAAGCUGCGAAUACCAUCCAAACUCAUCUGGCUCCCGGACAUUGUGCUCUACAACAAUGCGGAUGGCGUUUAUGAAGUUUCCUUUUAUUGCAAUGCUGUGGUCUCCAACACGGGGGACAUCUUCUGGCUCCCUCCGGCCAUCUACAAGUCGGCAUGUCCCAUUGAGGUGCAGAAUUUCCCAUUCGACCAACAGAACUGCACCCUCAAGUUCCGCUCCUGGACCUACGACCACACGGAGAUCGACGUAGUCCUCACCAGUGACUACGCCAGCAGAGACGACUUCACGCCCAGCGGAGAGUGGGACAUCGUGUCGCUACCAGCACGCAAAAAUGAAGACCCCAAUGACAUAACCUACCUGGAUAUUACCUACGACUUUAUUAUCCAGAGGAAGCCGUUGUUCUAUACCAUUAACAUGAUCAUCCCUUGUAUUCUGAUCACGUCGUUGGCCAUCUUAGUUUUCUACCUGCCGUCAGACUGCAGAGAGAAGAUGACGCUGUGUAUCUCAGUGCUCCUGGCGCUCACUGUGUUCCUGCUGCUAAUUUCAAAGAUAGUACCACCCACCUCACUGGCAGUGCCCCUCAUAGGUAAAUAUUUGAUGUUCACAAUGGUACUAGUCACAUUCUCCAUCGUGUCCUGUGCCUGUGUCCUCAACCUUCACCACCGCUCCCCCUCCACCCACUUCAUGCCCGACUGGGUCAAACGCAUCUUCCUCGUGCGACUCCCAUACUUCCUCUUUAUGACCCGCCCACGAUCCAACAACCGGGACAAGCUCAAGGUGAAGUUUCCAAUCCGGAGUACGACAACACUCAACUCACAGCUCUCCAGUAUACGAUUAGGAGGGGACUUCUAUGCACAGGAGGACUAUUCACAGAAGUACCGCUGGAAAGGAACUGAACUGCCAGAAGGAGGGGGUGGAUUCUCGGACUUUGGCAGGUCCUUGGGUCACCCGCUGGACCCUGCACUGGAGGAGGCUGUGGAAGGAGUCAAGUACAUCACUGAGCACAUGAAGACCGAAGAUGAUGAUGAAGGGAUCAUCCAGGACUGGAAGUACGUGGCCAUGGUGAUUGACCGCAUGUUCUUGUGGAUCUUCAUCUUGGUGUGUGUGGUGGGGACCCUGGGCCUCUUUAUGCAGCCACUGUUUCAAAGCUGGAACACGCCCACAGCCGAUGACACAGAGUAUGGAGAUUUCUAG
Periophthalmus magnuspinnatus is the source of this 1696-nucleotide messenger RNA. Its product is annotated as neuronal acetylcholine receptor subunit beta-2-like. Gene Ontology annotation, biological process: nervous system process; signal transduction; monoatomic ion transmembrane transport. Gene Ontology annotation, cellular component: synapse; neuron projection; postsynaptic membrane. The transcript has 8 exons. Gene Ontology annotation, molecular function: transmembrane signaling receptor activity; acetylcholine-gated monoatomic cation-selective channel activity. The coding region runs from base 155 to 1696 and encodes 513 amino acids. NCBI's taxonomy places the organism in Eukaryota, Metazoa, Chordata, Actinopteri, Gobiiformes, Gobiidae. The record is from RefSeq and is a predicted model, not a curated record.